Molecule: messenger RNA, 1642 nt
Organism: Diuraphis noxia (Russian wheat aphid)
Lineage: Eukaryota; Metazoa; Arthropoda; Insecta; Hemiptera; Aphididae
Source: RefSeq, a predicted model, not a curated record
GCAUUAUCGACUUAUCGUCUAUGCAUUUAGGUUACCAUCACGGACUACUAUAUACAGUAUUACAGUUGUAGUCCGUGGUUACCACCUAUAUCUUUAUUAUCUAUGGUUUUUUUUUCGCUUGUCCUGCCGCCAAUUUAGUCUUUUAUCCAUAAGCGGCAUAACGCAUAAGUUAAUAUUAUAUUGCGUCUACCGAGUGGCGAGUACCGGGCUCAUAACGUUCCUUACUCUUAUGCUGAGUACUGAGUAGUUUAUCAACAGUUUAACACAGUUUUCAAUAUUGCAGUCUUGAUUCGGUGCUUCGAAAUCUACAAUGAGCGAAUCACCAAACGAUAUGGACCCCACAAAGUUGUUAGACGAAGUACGAUCUUUACAAUUAAAAUUAGACUGUAUGACCAAAACACUUGGCUCGUUGGAUAAAAAUGUCAACAAAAUAACUGAAUCACAACAGUUUCGCAGAGAAGCUGUGCGGGAAUCAGCCAAUUCCAACAUUGUCAUCAGAUUUUUGACAGCCUUGCGUAAAUUGUCACCUGAAGAAUUAAAAAAUACUUUGAUUGAAGCUGAUUCUAUUCUAAAUACUGCAAAUCCUACUCCUACACAUCAAAAUCUUGAUCAAACUAUAGAAUGGAAUGUCACUAAGGAUAAGUUAAAAACAGUAUUGAAAGAGGUAUUUGAUUUACUUAAUUCAUUGCCUCUUAAUACCUCAGUUGAUGCUAACAAUUGUGUUGCUUCAACAAGUACUAGGUAUAGAAAUGAUAGUGCUAAAGUAGAAGAAUCAAAAAUACAAUUUUGGAGAAGAUACAAAAAUAAAUACAAUUAUAUUGAGAGACUUAAACUUAAAUUGCCUCCUUUAAAUAAUGUAAAUGACAGUGUACAAAAUGAUGUGAAUCCUACUGUACAACGUGAUGUGAAUCCUACUGUACAAAGUGAUGUGAAUCCUACUGUACAAAGUGAUGUGAAUCCUACUGUACAAAGUGAUGUGAAUCCUACUGUACAAAGUGAUGUGAAUCCUAUUGUACAAAAUGAUGGAAAUGCCAACACACAAAAUGAUGGAAAUGAAAAUACAAAAUAUACUAUAAAUGACAUUAUACACAAUUUUGAUGUAUAUAAAAUGUUUAAAAGUAAACUUAAAAAUUCACCAUAUGAUGACCCAUAUUUCAAGAAUAAUGUCAGAAAUAAUAAACUGACUUUAACACUGAAAAAUGGUGAAACCAUAGUAAGACCAGUGAGUCAUGUAGCACCUCUAAUAGUACUACGAAAAUGUGAUGAUUUGUGUCCAAUACCACUACAAAAUAAAAAAACAACGGGUAAACAUUUUCCAAGUACUUUGAAAAAGGAGGAUUCUAAUAGUAAUAAUAAUACAACUGCAAAAAUUACCAAAAGAGAAACAAGAUCUAAUAAAACGAGAGUUAUAACAAACAGUUCCAAUACCAGUGAUAAAGCUAGUGCCAAAAAACGAAAUCUGACCAUCAAAAAUAGUAAAUAUGAACCAUCAACAUCAAAAAAAAAAAGAAAUUAAAACAAUUCAAUACCUAUCCAUUAAUAUUUUUAUGGUAUAUUAUUUAUGAAUUUUUACAAAUUAAAACUAAGUUGUCAUUCUUUGUGUAAUUUAAUAGAAGAAUCAAGUACAAUUUAAUUUAUUAUA